CGCAAAAGACAGCGAAGUGAGCAAGAGGAACAGAGAAAGGGAGAAAGAGAGAGAGGGAGGAAAAAGAAGAAACAACCUACAUCUGGUGUAGUAAUUGCAGUGUCUGAGGAAUUUUCCUGAGGAGGAAAAACAAACAAUCCAUCUGUUUACUCUUCAGUUCACACAGUAGGGCAUAUAAACAUCCUUCCUUGGAGAUGUCUGGAUCAGUUGUAACUCAAAAUGGCUUCGUGGUGGUCACCCACGUAUACCCACAACAGCAGACAGCAACCACACCUGUAACUGGUGUUUCUUCAAGAGUCCCCACUCUGCUUGCCAAAUUUCUGAGGGGAGAGCCAAAAGCGUUAGGGACUGUACAAAUUCUGAUUGGUGUGAUGAUGCUUUUGUUUGGGAUUGUGCUGGCAGUUAAUGCCGCAUCUAUCUCUACCUACAGCGGUGUUGCUUUCUGGGGAUGUCUUAUUUAUAUCAGUUCUGGAUCACUUGGCGUUGCUGCAGAGAACAAUCUCAACAAGUGCCUGGUGAAGGGUUCUCUGGUCAUGAACAUUUUCAGCACCAUCACAGCAGGGAUAAGCGUGAUUUUAUUUUCAUUGGACAUGGUUCUUCAACUUUAUUAUUACUACUGUUCCGGGUAUGAUUGCUAUUACCUUUCGACAGUAUGUCCUCUUUAUUCAAUCUCAUUUCAGAGCACAUUGAAUGGUGUCUCAGGGGUGUUAUUGGUUUUUUCACUCCUUCAGUUCGUCAUUUCCAUCAGUGUUUCAGCAUUUGCCUGCAAAGCCACUUGCUGCACCAAUCCUGAGAUAUCACAUAUUCAGCUCCCAGGGCACCAUGCCACAGUCACAAUGCCCACUCCAUAUACCCAUGACGAGGUGAUACAUAACAACCAUCUGACACGUGACAAACCAGCUGAUACACCUCCAGUUUACACAGUCUCUUAG
Molecule: messenger RNA, 932 nt
Organism: Chanos chanos (milkfish)
Lineage: Eukaryota; Metazoa; Chordata; Actinopteri; Gonorynchiformes; Chanidae
Product: membrane-spanning 4-domains subfamily A member 4A-like
Exons: 8
Coding region: 195-932 (245 amino acids)
Cellular component (GO): membrane
Source: RefSeq, a predicted model, not a curated record